Messenger RNA from Colletotrichum spaethianum, 1431 nucleotides. RefSeq names its product axial budding pattern protein 2. NCBI's taxonomy places the organism in Eukaryota, Fungi, Ascomycota, Sordariomycetes, Glomerellales, Glomerellaceae. Gene Ontology annotation, molecular function: calcium ion binding. Gene Ontology annotation, cellular component: membrane. The transcript is spliced from 2 exons. Bases 1 to 1431 code for a protein of 476 amino acids. The record is from RefSeq and is a predicted model, not a curated record.
AUGACGGCCACGCUGGUGGUGACCAGAAGACCGACGCCAAAGCUCAAUAUACCGCUAUCCGAACAAAUACAGCGGUUUGGCGACACCUCGUCACCGUCUGCCAUCGCGGCAUAUCCUGCAUCCGAUUUCUCCUUCUCUUUCGCCAAGGACACGUUCUCCUACGCAGGAGACGGGCUGAGCUACUAUGCAACGUCGGCGAACAAUAGCCCUCUACCAUCUUGGAUCAAGUUUGAUACCAACAGCCUGACGUUUACAGGAAAGACGCCCCCGUUCGAGUCAUUACUUCAACCACCCCAGAAGUUUGACUUCAGUUUUUCUGGGUCUGAUAUAGUCGGAUUCGCGGCCGUCUCCGUCGUGUUUUCCAUCGUUGUUGGCGUUCACAGACUCACAACAGACACCCCUAUCAUUCGACUCAACGCGACUCGGAGGACAGAGGUUUCCUACACGGCGCUGGCUAGCAGCAUCAGAUCGGACGGCAACGCUAUUGCGCCAGCCGACCUUGAUCUUACCAUAUCUGAACUACCGAGCUGGCUCUCGGUCGAUAAUACAACACUCAAAAUACAAGGAAACGCCCCUGAUGAUGCACAGUCGUCAAACUCAACACUCACUUUACGAGAUGCAUACGCCAGCACUCUCGACAUUCUUUUGUCAAUCACCGUCAUAACGCAAAUCUUCCGAAAUACGAGUUUAGCCUUCGAAGCUACGCCUGGGGAGGAAUUCUCAUUUGAUAUCGAACCUUACCUAUGGACGCCUUCAGACAUUGAGUUAGAAGUCGACACUCCAGAAUCUUGGGUCAUGCUUGAGGGGCUGGUUUUAUCAGGAACGCCCCCCAAGACUGGGUCGCCUAGCAAUAUCGAGAUCAUCGUCAAGGCAACAUCGAAGAGCUCACAGGAAUCAGAGACAGCAACAGCGGCCCUCAAAUUACUGUCUGUGCCAGCUACCACUUCAACGGCUCCCACACCCUCAGCCAAACCAACGAAUCCAGCGGCCAGCGACAGCUCGAAACAGGGGCUGAAAGCUGGCUACAUUGUCCUCGCCAUAUUGCUUCCUCUGCUCUUCCUGGCCAUUCUUGUUCUCUUGAUCAUCUGCUGCCGCAGAAGGAGACAUCGAGAAUCAGUUCAGGACAGCCUCAAAAACAAGAUCUCGGAACCCAUUCCCGGCACGUUUGUGAUGAAUGGCGAACCGCACAGUAGACACGGAUCCGAACACUCCAUUCUCGGGACGAUGAAGCCGCCUGAGAGCAAUCGACACAGCAGGCGUUACUUCAAUUCUGCCGUACAGAGAAUGAGGCAAUCAAGAACACUCUCUACCAUCACCGGGUCCCUCAAACAACCGCUCUUCUUAUUUCUGGAGAGGAUCCGAACGAAGCUUGUCGCCAAGAUCUCCGUUGUCGCCAAGAUCCCCUUCCUUCACAUCCACUUGGCGUACUGA